UGAUGCCGCAUGGUCAAUGCUUUGCAGGCGGUGCGACAAUUGUUAAACAUUUUAAAGAACAUGUGCAUUCUUUAACCUAAUAUUAGUUAUUUUACAAUAGCCUCAAAGUUAUAAGAAAUUGUGUACGAAGACGAGAAAAUACACGUUAGCUAGUGUGUAAAUUAAAAAAACUUUAUUGUGCACAGAGUGUAGUGCUAAACCAAAGGAAGCCAACGAUUUUAGCAAGAGUCAGCAAAAGACAAAAUAGCAGCGAAAUAACACACACAAAUAAACACAAUGGUGAACAUUAUAGAUGGCAGCGCGAAACAUGCGCCACAGGAAAUGGAACAGUUCCUGCCCGGCGAUGGCACUAACAAAUACAAGAUACAGCCACGCAAAUCAGAUGCCGAGCAGGCCUUGGCUAACAGUGUUUUCGACCCGUUUACAAUGCGCGAAAAUGAGCAUCCCACUACCGAUAAUGAAACUUUGACGCAUUUGCUGAAGGCCUCACUGGGAACUGGCAUUUUGGGCAUGCCCUAUGCGUUUAUGUACUCGGGCUUGGUUAUGGGCAUCUUUGCCACCAUCCUAACUGCCUUCAUCUGCACGCACUGCAGUUACGUGCUGGUGAAAUGCGGUCACAAGCUGUACUAUAAGACACGUCGCACCAAGAUGACGUUUGCGGAAAUCGCGGAGGCUGCAUUCCAGAAGGGUCCAAAGAGUCUGCGCGGCUUUGCGCCCGUGGCAAAGUUUUCCAUAUUGUUUGGCCUGUUUCUCACCUAUUUUGGCACCUGUUCCGUCUACACGGUCAUCGUGGCCAAGAACUUUGAGCAGGUGCUGGUGCAUUGGACGGGCCGCGACAUUGAGCCGCGUGUGAUCAUCUGCAUAAUGCUCGUGCCAUUGAUCCUGAUUGCCUGGGUGCCCAAUCUCAAGUACCUGGCGCCCGUUUCGAUGGUUGCCAAUGUCUUCAUGGGUCUCGGCCUGGGCAUCACAUUCUACUAUCUGGUCCAGGAUCUGCCGCCAAUCGAGGAACGCUCCCUCGUCACGCUGUCUACGCUGCCCGCCUUCUUCUCCAUAACCAUCUUCGCCAUGGAGGCCAUUGGUGUGGUCAUGCCGCUGGAAAACAACAUGAAGACGCCCAAGAACUUCCUCGGCAUUUGCGGUGUGCUCAGCCAGGGCAUGUCUGGGGUCACACUGAUCUACAUGCUGCUCGGUUUCCUUGGCUAUCUGCGCUAUGGCAGCGCGACCGGUGAGAGCAUCACUCUGAAUCUCCCCAUCGAGGAAUGGCCCGCCCAGGCUGUAAAGGUAUUGAUUGCCCUGGCCGUCUACUGCACAUUUGGACUGCAGUUCUUUGUGUGCCUGGAGAUCGUCUGGGAUGGCAUCAAGGAGCGCUGCACCAAGCGUCCCAUUUUCGUCAACUAUGUGCUGCGCACCGUUCUGGUAACUGCUGCUGUAGUGCUGGCCGUUUCAGUGCCAACCAUAGCGCCAUUUAUGGGUCUGAUUGGCGCCUUCUGCUUCUCCAUACUCGGCUUGAUAUUUCCGGUUAUCAUCGAGCUUGUCGUGCACUGGGAUUCCGGUUUCGGUCCUGGCAAUUGGAUACUGUGGAAGAACAUCGUCAUCAUGCUGUGCGGCGUUGCGGCCCUCAUCUUUGGCUCUCUGUCGGCCAUUCAGGAUAUCAUGAAGGUCUACAGCGGGUCCACGGAAGCCCAAUAAGUAAUUGGGAAAUGGAAGAAUAUAUGAAAAUAAUCUCCUGUGCGUAACACAAAAACAAAAAAMAAAAAAAAAAAAAAAAAAAAAAACAGCAUCAAGUAUGCAAACAAUGCUUUACCAAGGGAUAUAUUCAUAUUUAUAUAUAUGUAUACAUCAUACAUACAUAUGUAUAUUUAUUGUAUGCACUAUUUGUAUACCAUUUGAUGAGACAUAUACAUUUUAGUGUGUAGUUUGUAGAAGGAGCCAGCCGGGAUUAGCUCUUGUUUAUUUCCUAUGAAUCUAACUAUUGUUAGAUGUAAAAAAAAAAAAAAAGAAGAAAAAAAGCAAAACAAAAUAUAAAACUGCGCCCACACUUUGUACAUUUUUCAUGAAAGCUGAAGCGCAUGGCUAAACCAUAGUACACCUAGGUUAAACUAUCUAUUCGAGUGCCUAACUAUUUAGCACACACACACAGCACCAAAACUGUCCGUUUUAGCACGCUUUAGUACACCUGCAAAUGCAAUUAU
Drosophila arizonae is the source of this 2192-nucleotide messenger RNA. It is a transcript of the gene path, whose product is annotated as solute carrier family 36 member pathetic. The record is from RefSeq and is a predicted model, not a curated record. Gene Ontology annotation, molecular function: L-amino acid transmembrane transporter activity. Gene Ontology annotation, cellular component: vacuolar membrane. NCBI's taxonomy places the organism in Eukaryota, Metazoa, Arthropoda, Insecta, Diptera, Drosophilidae. Gene Ontology annotation, biological process: amino acid transmembrane transport.